Molecule: messenger RNA, 1161 nt
Organism: Paramecium sonneborni
Lineage: Eukaryota; Ciliophora; Oligohymenophorea; Peniculida; Parameciidae
Source: the annotation of a GenBank genome assembly
ACUAGAUAUAAAGCUAUUGCAUUCUAUUAGAUUGAGAAUUAAGCACCAAUUACUUUAGAAGCUAAAGUUACACAUCCAAGAAUGGAAUAAUUAUUAUUCUAAGUUGGUGGUAAAGAUCCAUAAAAUAGAUAUUAUUCAUUUAAUGGUUAAUUCCAUAGACCUGUUUUAAGAUUAGGAUCAGGAUCAUUCUUUGAUACAUUAGAAGAAUACAAUCCUUUCUGUUUAAGUUGUAAUCCUCAACCUCAAAAAGAUUGUUCAAGUAAAGGUUUGAUUAGAGCAGUCUCAGCCAAAGCUUCAUAAUUUAAUGGUAAUCCAGUUAAUUCAGGUGAUAGAUUUGGAACUACUGAAUAAUAUUCUGUUUAAGGAUGGUUUAAAUGGAAUGGUAAGACAUCAGAAAAAGAUUAAUUAUUAUUCAGAUUAACAUCUACUCUAGUUGGUGAAGAUACACUCAAUUAUGAUACUCUUAGUUGUUACUUUGAUACCAGAGAUUAAACUCUUAAUUUCUAUACUUAUACAUACACUGAUUAAUUAGGGUAUUUUUAUAAUAUUUAAUUAUAGAUCUGGUAACCCAGAAGUUAGAUAAAUUGUUGAAGGAAAGACUUUUGUCAAAGAUUGGUUCCAUAUUUAUUUUGCUUAUUCUAGAAAGAGUAGAUAAGCAGAUGUUAUUGUUGAACAUUCAUAAGGAAAAGGAGCUUUAUCUUUCAAGAAUGUCAAUCAUUAUGUUGCUCCUUCUCUCAUUCUUUACUAUGGAAAAGAUUAAUUAACUGAUGCUUUCUAAGGAUUUAUCCAAGGAUUAAAUCUUUUCGCUUGUGAUAUUACUUAUUAACCAACACCCAAACCAGUAGAAGAUUGCACUCCUAUGAAAGAGUAUUAAUCUCUCCUUAUUUAUUAGUCCAAUCUGUUUAGCUGGUGAUUAAUAUGAAAAUGUUUCUUUAACUAAUAUUGAUAAUGUUGUUGAAGAAUUAGAGAAAAGAAAGUAAUUGAUGUAAGAUAAAUAAUUUGUUUUGCCAACUACAUAAUGUUUCUGUUUCCCAUAAUAAGGAAAGAAGACUAUUCCUUAAAGAUAAGAAGGUUUCCUUGAAAUUUAUGAUGAUGAUGAAGAACCAUAACAAUAAGAUCCUGUUGAAAUAUGAGUUUGUCAUUAAAAUCAUAACAUUAUAA